This is a messenger RNA of Phodopus roborovskii (desert hamster), 684 nucleotides long. It is a transcript of the gene Myl2, whose product is annotated as myosin light chain 2. The coding region runs from base 160 to 660 and encodes 166 amino acids. Gene Ontology annotation, cellular component: myofibril; cytoplasm. The transcript is spliced from 7 exons. Lineage: Eukaryota; Metazoa; Chordata; Mammalia; Rodentia; Cricetidae. Gene Ontology annotation, molecular function: calcium ion binding. The record is from RefSeq and is a predicted model, not a curated record. Gene Ontology annotation, biological process: muscle cell fate specification; heart development; cardiac muscle contraction.
GGGUGGGGGGGCUUAGGUGGCCUCUGCCUCACCUACAACUGCCAAAAGUGGUCAUGGGGUUAUUUUUAACGCCAGGGAAGAGGUAUUUAUUGUUCCACUGCAGACUCGGGCCAGCAGGCUCGUCGAAUUCUCCAGAGGCAGCAGCCAGCUCCAGACACCAUGGCACCGAAGAAAGCCAAGAAGAGGGUAGAGGGUGGAAGCUCCAAUGUAUUCUCCAUGUUCGAGCAGACCCAGAUCCAGGAGUUCAAGGAGGCCUUCACAAUCAUGGACCAGAACAGAGACGGCUUCAUUGACAAGAACGACCUGAGGGACACAUUUGCUGCCCUAGGACGAGUGAACGUGAAAAAUGAAGAGAUUGAUGAAAUGAUCAAGGAAGCCCCAGGCCCAAUUAACUUCACCGUGUUCCUCACGAUGUUUGGGGAGAAACUUAAAGGGGCUGACCCCGAGGAGACCAUUCUCAAUGCAUUCAAGGUGUUUGAUCCUGAAGGCAAAGGCUCGCUGAAGGCUGACUACGUCCGGGAGAUGCUGACUACACAAGCAGAGAGAUUUUCCAAAGAGGAGAUCGACCAGAUGUUCGCAGCCUUUCCCCCAGAUGUCACCGGCAAUCUAGAUUACAAGAACUUGGUCCACAUCAUCACCCACGGGGAAGAGAAGGACUGAGCCCUGAGCGUCAGUCUCGGGUGA